AUGGACGUCUUCAAGAAGGGCUUCUCCAUCGCCAAGGAGGGUGUGGUGGGCGCCGUGGAGAAGACCAAGCAGGGGGUGACGGAAGCGGCCGAGAAGACUAAGGAGGGGGUCAUGUAUGUGGGAGCCAAGACCAAGGAGAAUGUUGUGCAGAGCGUGACCUCAGUGGCUGAGAAGACCAAGGAGCAGGCCAACGCUGUGAGUGAGGCCGUGGUCACCAGCGUCAACACAGUGGCCGUCAAGACAGUGGAGGAGGCCGAGAAUAUUGCUAUCACCUCUGGAGUGGUUCGAAAGGAGGACCUGGAGCAACCUGCCCCCCCGCAGGAGGACAAGGAGGACAAGGCAGCCAAAGCGGAAGAGGAAGUGGCUGAGGAGGCCAAGAGUGGAGGAGACUAGAGGGAUGCCAGUUGGCCAUGGAGGCUUCAAGGAAGAGCCUUCUGCCUGGGACCCCACCCCCACCUGGCACGCAGAGU
This is a messenger RNA of Neomonachus schauinslandi (Hawaiian monk seal), 470 nucleotides long. RefSeq names its product synuclein gamma (gene SNCG). Bases 1 to 393 code for a protein of 130 amino acids. The record is from RefSeq and is a predicted model, not a curated record. Gene Ontology annotation, molecular function: cuprous ion binding. NCBI's taxonomy places the organism in Eukaryota, Metazoa, Chordata, Mammalia, Carnivora, Phocidae. Gene Ontology annotation, cellular component: axon terminus; neuronal cell body; cytoplasm. Gene Ontology annotation, biological process: chemical synaptic transmission; synapse organization; synaptic vesicle endocytosis. The transcript has 5 exons.